AUGUGCUACUACCACAACUAUUAUGGUAGCCUGGAUUAUGGUUGCAGCUAUGGCUCUGAAUGGAACUCUGGAUAUGCCUGCAACUUUCCAUGCUCCUAUGGAAGAUUCCUAUUGGCUUCUACAAAGAAAUUCUGA
Messenger RNA from Pongo pygmaeus (Bornean orangutan), 135 nucleotides. RefSeq names its product keratin associated protein 22-2 (gene KRTAP22-2). The record is from RefSeq and is a predicted model, not a curated record. NCBI's taxonomy places the organism in Eukaryota, Metazoa, Chordata, Mammalia, Primates, Hominidae.